AUGCAACCUUCUACCACUUUCGACGACAAUACAAUCUCGUCAGUCAAAUUGCAGACUGAACGAACUUCGUCUCUCCCGUCUAUUCAAUCUCUUCCUUUUCCCUUCUCAUCAUCCGGCCCGUCAAACAGCACAAACAACAGCACAACAAUGGCGGCCAAUUCUCCUCACAACGCGCAAACGCCCAGCGCAAUGGGUCCUCCAACCCAUCCUGCCUCAAUCCCUUCCAGGAAGUUGGAUAUUGGCAGUCUGAUGUCGCCUCCAGAUCAAGCUCUCGAUAGCUUCGGAAACGUGUAUCACCACCAUCACAACACUGGAGAGGUCGACGACUCCUCUAGCAAGAACGCUUCAGGAAAGCAUCCAAUGCCAAUGUCUCCUCCCAUUUCGCCUUGCAACAGAGCGAUGGCCACCACCGAGACGCCAACAAACUCAAUCCAGGAUCCCGUCCUCUACCCAUCCGAUGAGGUGCCUUCCAGUCCGGCCCAGACUCCUCUAUUUGCAACCCUUGAGGAUCGUGAUCACAGUCGAACGAUUGAUGAACACAUACAAAAGAACAUUGACGAGAAGAUUUUCAUUGAGGUGCAACCCCCGACACGCAACGACUACGAGCUUGUGAUUUCGUUUCGAUCGCAACUCAACAAAAACUACGAAGUCAACCCAAAGGCAUGGAUGCUACAAGUAAAUAGGCAAGCUCGUGAGGACAAUCGUGCCAUCGCUCAAGCUAAAGCACGCGCUCGUCCCUUGGUAGCCAAAGCCGCAAAGACAUCUCGGCCUCGCACCGAUAAUCGGGUUCAGAAACCUCCCCAGCGAUCUAUUCGCGCUCAUCCUACCAACAGCCCUAAACGACCAACACCCCAAGUCAGUGUCAAUGGCACCGCCGAGCCGAAACCUCGCGCUCAAGGCCCAGACAAGGAUUUCGAAGCACUGCCGAACUUCUGUCCACCGCUGGAGUCGCUCCCCGCCAGAUCAACCGUUCUCAAGGUUGACUGGAAGGGGCAACCACUCGACAACAGCAACGAUCCUCAUCAGAAUCUUCUUCAUCCUGACGAAUUGACGCUGGCAAGCAAUUUGCGACUUGACUGUGCGACGUACCUUACCAGCAAGAGACGCAUCUUCAUCAGCAGGCUCUCCUGUUAUAAGCGAAUGAAAGACUUCCGCAAGACCGACGCCCAACAGGCUUGCAAGAUUGAUGUCAACAAGGCCUCCAAGCUGUGGACUGCUUUUGAUAAAGCCGGUUGGUUUCAAAAGAAAUGGAUGGAGCCAUUUGAGAACAUCAAGCUGAACUAG
Molecule: messenger RNA, 1284 nt
Organism: Fusarium redolens
Lineage: Eukaryota; Fungi; Ascomycota; Sordariomycetes; Hypocreales; Nectriaceae
Exons: 1
Coding region: 1-1284 (427 amino acids)
Biological process (GO): regulation of transcription by RNA polymerase II; chromatin remodeling
Cellular component (GO): nucleus; SAGA-type complex
Molecular function (GO): protein binding; transcription coactivator activity; chromatin binding
Source: RefSeq, a predicted model, not a curated record